GUUAUUGCAAGGGUUUAAGGUUUCCCUCCUCCUCCAAUGUCAGUGAGGGUUUAGCAAUCCAAACAAAAGACCAUGGUUCUCUCUCGUCUUCUCCUCAGGCGCUUAUCUUCAUCCUAUAAACCCUAUCUUAUCACUACCUUCUCACAAACAAAACCCUUCUCUUCAGAUUCCACCCCCAACCCCACCGCAUCCUCUAAACCUUCUUCUUUGUCAGCUCGCAUGAGCUUCGUAUUCGACCAAAUCGACGCCAUUGAAAAAGAACGGGCGGAAAAGGACCAAACCCUUCAACGUAUUCGGGCCUGGCGUGAAUCCAAAAAGCCCAAAGACCAAAACCAAGAGCCGGUAGGUCCAAGCUCGGACUUUUCUGAUGUGGGGUCAUCGGAAAUGGAGAAGAAUGAUGGGUUUGGUGGUGGGUUGAUGAGUAAGAAGGUGGAAGUGGUGCAUCCGUGGCCCGAGUGGAUCGAGUUAAUGGAGCGUUUGGUUCAGCAAAAUUACUUUGAUCAUAAGAGAAAAGACGAGGAUAAAUUGAUUGAGGAUUUGGGGUUUAAUGUAGCUGAGGUUGCUGAAGAUGAGGGUUUUGAUUUUACAAGGGAUUGGAAGACUGUUCAGACUGCUGUUCUUAAUUUUGGCAAAGAUCGUUUCGAUAUAUUGAGGUCAUUGUCGAGACAGGAUCUCCAAAUUUUGGUUGGUUAUGGAUGUCCUAGUGCAGACAAGAAGGUGGUUUUUUCCGCCAAGUUAUUGAGGAAACACGUCCAUCUGGACGAAGGAGAUGUUUGCAGUUCUUGCAAUUUGAGGAGUUCUUGUGAAAGGGCAUAUUUACUUACCAAUAAGGAGGAUGAAGCAAGGACAAUUGAUGUCAUGCGUGUCCUACUGACUUAUGGUUUUGAUGCAAUUAAUGGAUCCGUUGUUAAUGAGAGCCUUACGAAGAAGAAAUCUGUGAAGACUGUUGUUCGUAAACUGCUUCACGAAGUAGUCAAGUUGAGUGCUGUUCCAAUAGAUCCAAAUCUUCCACCUCCAAUUUUUAAAAAACCACCUCCAAAGGUGAAGCAGCCACCUCCCCCUCCGAAGAAACGAGUAGGACGUGACGACAUUGAGAUGAAAAAAGGAGAUUGGCUGUGUCCAAAGUGUGACUUCAUGAAUUUCGCGAAGAAUACCAUAUGCUUACAAUGUGAUGCCAACCGGCCAAAGAGACAGCUGCUUCCAGGAGAGUGGGAAUGUCCCCAGUGCAAUUUCUUGAAUUAUAGGAGAAAUGUGGUGUGUUUUCAUUGUGAAUGCAAGCGCCCAGCUGAUGACUAUAUGGUCACUCAACAGCAGGAGAGGCAACAUGGACCCAGGAUGCAGAUGGACAAGGUAUCUCGCCGGCAAGAUGUUUCUAAUGCAUGGAAUUUUGAUUUUGAUGAUGAUGAAUCGGAUGGCGCGGACGUUGCUACCUUCGAGCAUGCAGAUUCUCAGAAAUUGGAUGAAGACUUUCCCCUAGAUAGGCGAGAACAAAGAGAUACUUCUAGGGACAAUGAAGAUGGUUUCUACAAGAGCAGCAGGCCUCCAAAAGGUUAUGAAACUGAAUACCCUGCACCUGGGAAACCAGGGGUAGGAUUUAACGAUUUUGAUGAUGAAGACGACGACGAUGUUGACAGUUAUGAGAUAGAGAGUAAUGGAACAAACAGAAGUUCUCGAAUAGAUUUCUCGGAUAUUGAGGUCAACUCCGAAUCUGAAGACAUUGAUAAUGCUGAUAGCAUUUUGCCUGUUGGUGGUAGGAACAGUUCCCUCACAAGUGAUGCACAUUUUAGAUCGAGACAUCAGCAAGGGGCUUUUCGUGGUUCUGAGGAUGCUGAAGUGGAUUUUGACACAGAUGAUGACCUUCCAAUUAAAACUAAUGGGAAAUCUAAUCAGGCUUCUUAUUUUAAACCAAGAUCUAGGAACAAAGGUGCCAUGAGUUUUGUCUCAGAGAAUGAUGGCCUCAGCUCUGACUCCGAUGAUGAGGAUUUUACAAGUCGGCAGAAUAAAGGGAAUAAAUGGGGAUCAAGAAGGGAUUUUGGAAGGAGAAGCAGCUCCUACAGUGAAGAUGAGCCCUCCUCUGACUUGGAGAGCAACAAUGGUAGGUCAUUUAACAAAAAUAGACAAAGAGGUGGUAAGGCAGGUCAAAAUGGCAGAUGGGACUCAUCUGAAGGUCGUGGUGAUAGGAUGAGAGACAAAAGAACCUCUUUUAAGGAUAACUCGAAAAGAACUUCCAGAGACUCACGUGGCAGCAGCAGGAGAAGCCAAGAUAAUGGAUAUAAUGAUUACAAAAGCCGUGGGCGUGAAGAAUCUUAUAAACAGCAACGAGGAAGAAACAAUAAUUAUGGUGAUCGAUCAGAUAGUUACUUAGACGAUGAAAGACAUAGGAGGCCUAGAAUAAAUGUACGAUAAGUCCCAACAUACAGCUUAUCAUUUCAAGAGUUGGUUGGCUGUGCAGGAAUAGCACUGUGAGUCUCCGAGUGUGGAAAUGGGAUUCAUUUCCUCCUCAGGAAGGGCUUUCCAGAAGUCAGAAACAUCAUGCCAACUUCUGAAUAACCAUCGUCACUUAAGCUUGAGAGCUAGAAGGAAGUGUUUCAGUGACUGUGUAUACGAAGUUGACUGGCGGAAGCUUCAUACAGAUAAGCUAACCAGGAACAAGUAAAUGAUACCCAGGCGACAACUUCCUUGUACCCACCCUAUGCUUGACCGGCAAAGCUGCAGUAUCCUCAAUCUUCUUUCAUUUAGUUCAGCUGAUGAUAAGAUCUACGCGUUGUAACUAUAGAUAGUUUUUCUGUUAACAAUAAUUUGCUAAGUAUUGAUAUAAUGAUAUUAGUCCCCGUUCGUACGCAGAGAGUAUCCUCCAGAAUUACACCUGAUUAA
Nicotiana tabacum (common tobacco) is the source of this 2874-nucleotide messenger RNA. NCBI's taxonomy places the organism in Eukaryota, Viridiplantae, Streptophyta, Magnoliopsida, Solanales, Solanaceae. The record is from RefSeq and is a predicted model, not a curated record.